Penicillium nucicola is the source of this 1428-nucleotide messenger RNA. Its product is annotated as damage-control phosphatase ARMT1 family protein. The record is from RefSeq and is a predicted model, not a curated record. Lineage: Eukaryota; Fungi; Ascomycota; Eurotiomycetes; Eurotiales; Aspergillaceae. Gene Ontology annotation, molecular function: phosphatase activity. The coding region runs from base 1 to 1428 and encodes 475 amino acids. Gene Ontology annotation, biological process: DNA damage response. The transcript has 6 exons. Gene Ontology annotation, cellular component: cytoplasm; nucleus.
AUGGAAUUCGACCCUAAGACUCCUCAAUACAUCACUUCCGAUAAGUCGAGCUUUGCCUCGAUCUCGGCCAAUGACCGAUGGCCCGUUAUUAUUACUGGCGCUAUUGAUGACCUACAUCGCACGGUUGUUGGUGUGGAUGAUGACGAAAAGGCCAAUGAAGGCAAGAGUAUCAUUGCCAACAUGGCUAAGCUGAAGUACGAGCUUCAGCAUGACCGGAAACUUACGGCCUUGGACGAUGACGGACACCCCGAUAUUGCCUCUUAUAACCAGGAGCUGGAGCAGCGAGGAAACCCCAAUUGGCACGACGUGCCCUGGCUGUACUCCGAAUGCUACCUCUAUCGCCGGAUAGAAACUCUCUUUGCUUUGUCAAAGCAUUGGAAGGGCUAUGACGUAUUCGCACGCCAGAAGAUGGAGACAUUCAAGUCAUCUCGCCCUGCCGUAUUAGAACUCGCUACAAGAUAUCGCGAGCUGGCACAGGAAGCAGAGUCAGGCAAGGGGGCGGAAGGAAAGUCGCCCGAACAAGUCGAACAAGCCGAGAAGCUUCUCUUCUCAGAGAUGUGCGAGAUCUGCCUAUGGGGAAAUGCUACCGAUCUCUCGCUCUUGACCUCUCUCACAUACGAGGAUAUUCAAAAGCUGCAAGGAUCGCAAGCGCGCAAGGAUUCCCAAAAGAACAUCAUCGUUAACGACCUCGACGCCGCCUUCGAUGCCAUGCAAAAAGCCCGCAGAGAGAAGAAAGACGGCGAGCGCCGUGUCGACAUUGUACUCGAUAAUUCCGGCUUUGAGCUCUUCGUCGAUCUGAUUCUCGCCGGAUACUUGCUUUCCGCGGGCCUGGCGACAACUGUCGUCCUUCACCCCAAGCGUUUCCCCUGGUUUGUGUCCGAUGUCACGCCGAAGGAUUUCUCCGAUCUCCUCAACAGCAUGGUCGACCCACAGGCUUUCUAUACAGCUGCCGACAACUCGGGCAAGACCUUCCAACCACUUUCGGAGAAGGAGGUAUCGGACGUGAAGUUCCUCUUCGAGCAGUGGAGCCAAUUCCACCAGGAUGGCAAGCUAAUCCUGCGCCCGCAUGCGUUCUGGACCACCCAAGGUGGAUACUGGCGUAUGCCACAUGUUGCGCCGGAACUAUUUGAGGACUUGAAAGAGAGUGAGCUUGUCUUGUUCAAGGGUGAUUUGAACUACCGGAAACUGGUCAACGACGCUGAAUGGGAUCCCACCACUCCGUUCACAGAGGCCAUCGGACCCCUCGGCCCUAAGUCCGGGAUUCGCGUUUUGGCCUUCCGUACUUGUAAGGCUGAUACCGUUGUUGGCCUCCCCGCUGGCAAAGACGAGGAACUUCGUCAGCUGCCUGGUGGUGGUGGCUCUGAGUCUCGUAAGUGGGCUUGGAGUGGUAAGUGGGCUGUUGUCUCGCUUUCUGAUGGUAAGGCUUAG